CCGCCGUCCGGCGGAAGCGGUGCGGCGGCGUUCGGCGCAUGCGCGGAAGGUGCGGGCUGGAGCUUAGAUGAAUCAUGGAGAAGUUUGGCAUGAACUUUGGAGGUGGCCCAAGUAAGAAAGAUCUUCUAGAGACUAUUGAAUCACAGAAGAAGCAGCUGCUUCAGUACCAGGUUCGGCUGAAGGAUGUUGUCAGAGCCUACAAGAGCCUACUCAAGGAGAAGGAGGCCUUGGAAGCCAGCUUGAAAGUGCUGUCUGUAUCUCACGAGGCAGAUGUUGGCUUGAGUGGUGCUCAGCUUGCCUCUGUGGUCAGCUCCAGCUCUUCCUUUGCUGAUUGUGCUGAUGACAGGAGCUCUGUUCACAGCGAAGAUAGCGUGGGGACAGCUGCCAGUGCAGACACUGCCGCCAGCCUGGCCAGUACCAAGGGUGAAGCAGGGCCUGAGGAUGAUAAACUCAUGGCUGCUGCUUCUUCCUCUGUUAAAUCAGAGGAGACGAGCGGUUCAGAGAGUGGCAUGAGCACGAGCAGUGGGGACGUACCAUCUGCUGCCAGUGAGGCUGAUAAAAGAGUUCUGCAGCUGAAGACCCAGCUGGCCACCCUGACCAGUGCUCUGGCAACAGUCACACAGGAGAAGUCCCGCAUGGAAGCCUCCUACCAAGCAGAAAAAAGGAAGAUGAAGCAGGACCUUGAUGAUGCUGCUAAGAAAGCAGAGGAUGAGACUGAGAAGCUGGAGGCAGAUCUGAAGUGUGUCCAGGAGCAGCUGGCAGAGACCAAAGCCCGUCUGAUCACCCAGCAGCAUGACAGGGCCCAGGAGCAGAGUGACCAUGCUGUUAUGCUGCGGGAGCUGCAGAAGCUGCUGCAGAGUGAGAGGGCUUCACGCCAGGAUGCUGAGCUGAAGCUGGAAGAGACCAGGGAGAUGCUGGCUGGGAGGGCCUGCAUGGCUGAGCGAGCAGAGGGCUACGAGCUGCAGAUCAAGCAGCUGAGCCAGGAGGUAGAGGACCUGAAGAGAGAACUGCAGGAUGUUCAGGAGGAGAACAAGAAGCCAGACCCACGGAUACAGGAUCUGCAGGAGGAGAUGGCCAGUCUCAAGAACCACUUCCAAGUGCAGCUGUUGCAGGAGAUGAAGAAGGCUGCACAGGCAGAGGAGCAGCUCCGCCAGCAUGCCCAGAUGGAGGAGAGGCGAGUGGCUGACCUGGAAGGCCAAGUCUCUGAGGUGUCGGAACUCCUUGGCACCUAUGAGAAAGCCAAGCAGAAGGACCAAGUGAUCAUCCAGAAGCUGAAGGACCGCAUUGUACAGCUGGACCUGGAGAACAAAACCCUGGCCAUCGCUGCCUCCAGCCGAGCACCUGGGGAUGCUCACGUGGAAGAAGCCAACCUGGAUGUUAAUGUUCUGAAGGAUAAAAUGGAAAAGCUGAAAAAGCUCUUGCAGGCAGCAGCUAAGAAGAGUGAAACCCCUCUGGACAUCGAGAAGCUGUGUGAGCUGGAGCUGCCAAAGGGCACUGAGGCUGGGGAUGGUGAGAAGGCCACUGCUGUGUACUACCAGCAGGAGCUGAAGCAGCUCAAGGAAGAGUUUGAGAGGUACAAGAUGAGGGCACAAGUGGUUCUCAAGAACAAGUCAACCAAAGACAUCAACUUGGCUAAAGACCUGGAGGAAGCUCAGGAGCAGCUGGCUGACCUGAAAGAGAAAUAUGUUGUGCUUCAGCUGGCCUCUGAUGAAAUGGAGAAGCAGCACCAGCAGGACAUGGAAGCCAAGAAGCAAGAGUUGUCCCAGCUGCUGCAGAUCCAUAGGCAGGAGUUAGAGAGGUGCCAGCUGGACUACAGGGAACGGGCACUGAAGCUGGAGGAGGAGAUGCACAAACAGCGGGACCGAGCCCUGGCCGUGCUGGCAGAAAAGGACCAGGAGCUGGAGCAGCUGAGAGCUGUCACACUGCCUUAUGGGCUUCAAGGGUCCAAAAACUACCUUGUGUCAGAUGGUGCUUGCAAUGACUCCCCAGGUAAUGAUUCCUCAGAGAUUCUCCCCCAGGCUCUUCACCUCUCCACCACCAGUGAGCCCACCUUCAUCUUGUAUGCGGAGCAGCUGGCUCGCAAAGAAGUGGACAUUGUUGCCCUGAGGAAGCAGAAGCACAAGUUGGAAAUGCAAGUUCACCACCUCCAGAAGAGGAUCUUGGUCGAGGAGGAGAAGCACCGGGAAGAGGUGUCUGCACUUCAAAGUGAGAUCGAGAAGAACGUCAGGGAUAGGAGCAGAGAAGGAGCCAACCUGGAGUACCUCAAGAACAUCGUGUACCGGUUCCUGACGCUGCCCGACGCGCUGGGGCGGCAGCAGACUCUCACAGCCAUCCUCACCAUCCUGCAUUUCAGUCCAGAGGAGAAGCAGACCAUCACAAAGCAGUCAGCUUCCAGCAGCUGGUGGCUGGCUGGCAAGAGAUGAGCCUGCAGCUUCUGUUCCAGACUGCUUUUGCACAGGGACAUGUUCGUGAUGGUUACCGAGACCACUUCACUCGGGGUGUAACCUCCUUCCCACCAUGCGGUGGAGCAGUGAGCUCUCAGCAAAGAACUGUGCCUCAGCCGGUGCUCUUAGCACUGGUUUCUGUUGGAGUCGUGGGAUCACAGCGCUCUCUGGUGUGAGGAUUUGCUCUGAGUUGGAACUUGAUGAAAUAAUAAAUAAAAUUGAAGCUACUGAUGCUUUUUUAACCAUGAUCUAAAAAGAAUCAUCCUGCAGGCGGAGGGUGAGGAGCUCAUUAGAGCUUCAACACCAGACAGGCUUGUGACUCUAAGGGAGGGGGAAGCACUUACUGCUAAAAUAACCUAAGACAAAGAGCUGGAAGCCCACAAGAAGAUGAGUCUUGAUACCGGCAUCAUCCAAAUGCAGAAACUUGAGCAGUUUCUCAUAAGGUUCUAUUUUUAACCUAGAGCCAGAUUUAUACCAGUGAAUCUGUAGCAGCUCCUCAUAGCACUGGAGACCAUUUCUGGAUUCUUUGCAGUCAUCAGUGUGCUCAGGAAAGAGAAAAUACCUGAAAUAUGUAAGUUUGAACCCUUGUAACUGCAGUGGUGCAAGUGAUGAUUUCCCCACUAGUGUCCAACCAGAAGGUGCUCUGGAGCAGUUAUUCUGGAGCAGGUAUCUGAACCUUCUGGCCUGGUUCCUGGUGGGACCCAGGAGGUUACAGGAGGCAGAGGAAAGGCUGAACUAAACCCACUGGGCAUUCAGUGGUCAUUUCCUGAGUAUCUGGGAGUUUCAGUGAAGUUCUGGUGCUCUGCACUGUUGGUUUUAGAAGCAAGGCAUUGCUCCUGCUGGGAUAGAAGCAGCGAGGGGUAGAAGAUAACAGUGUGUGCUCUGAGCUUGCAGUAAACCCCAUGAGGAGGAAGAUCUGCCCUGUUGCAGGGUGGACCUUGAAGUUCUUGCCUCCCUUACAAAUGGGUGAGUGCAGCAGGAAGGAAGCAGAAACCUCUGGAAACACUUCUGGCUUUUGUAUUCCUGUGUUUUGGAGCUGUGCUGCACAUUUAAAUGGACUGUGUGAGAGGAUCGGGGGAGCUGCAGUGUGCCACUGUGAGCCCCCUGGGGGCUGGGGCCACUAGAGAGGACCCACCAGUUGCCCAGACCCUGGGGACAGGGGCCCUGAGGUGCAGCAUCCCUCAGCACUGCCAGGACCUGCUGCCCUGGGAUGGGACCUGACUGAGAUAUGACACACCAGGACAGGUCCAUGCAGCCAGGGCCAGCACUGGGGCUCAGCUGGGCUCUGCAGGUGGGGAGGUUCUGUGCAGGCAGCAGGGCAGGUUUCUGUGAGCACAGUGGUUGUGCUGCAGUGAGCUGCUCUGAGGUGUGGGGCAGGGUGCCAGUGCUUUGUGCAUGAGGGUAAGCAAGGUCAGGAGCAGCAGAACCAGCCCAGCAGCUGUUGCGUGUCCGGUGCUGCCUGUUGGCACGAAGCUGUCCAUGGUGAGCAGGAGCAUCUCAGCCAGGCCAGAGGAGCUGUGCUGGCUGCACUGCCUGGAGCAGUGCCCAUCAGGAAGUGUUUGUGCUGGGAUUUAAAUGGUCUCUUCAUCCCAGGGAGGAUAUUUUGCUUCCUAAGAUGUUGGGUGCUCGCCUGGAAAGCACCUAUUCUAGCUGUGCUUCCAGAGCUUUCCCAUCUGUGUAGGCAAAACCUUGGUGGAGUUGUGUUCCCAUGCACCUGCUUUGGUUCAUGAUUAAAUGUUGGCUCCUAAAGCACAAUUCCCA
Messenger RNA from Melopsittacus undulatus (budgerigar), 4205 nucleotides. RefSeq names its product GRIP and coiled-coil domain containing 1 (gene GCC1). The record is from RefSeq and is a predicted model, not a curated record. Lineage: Eukaryota; Metazoa; Chordata; Aves; Psittaciformes; Psittaculidae. Gene Ontology annotation, cellular component: Golgi apparatus. The coding region runs from base 75 to 2423 and encodes 782 amino acids. The transcript is spliced from 3 exons.